AUGGUAGACACAACAACAGUAGGAGAAACCACUAAAUCAGGAGAAACAACUACAGAAGGAAAAUCAACUACUGCAGGAGAAUCAUUUACCACAGGAAAAACAGCAAUAGGAGGAAAAACAUCCUCUACAGGAGAAAAAAUCACUGUAGGGGAAACAACUACAGUAGGAGAAACAACUACAAUGGGAGAUGCAACUAGAGUAGUAGUAGCAACAACAGAAGUUAAAACAAUUACAGUAGGAGAAGCAACUACUGCAGGAGAAACAACAACACUAGCAAAAACAAGAGAAACAACUAAACCAGAAAAAUCAACUACAGUAGGAGAAAAAACUACUGCAGGAGAAACAACAACUACAGGAGAAACAAUUAAUGCCAGCGAAACAACUACUACAGGAGAAACAACAAAAGCAGAAGAAACAGCUACAGUAGGAGAAACAACCAUAGUAGAAGAAACACCAACUGCAGGAAGAAAAACUGAAACAGGAGAAACAAAUACUGUAGGAGAAACAACUAAAGUAGUAGAAACAACUAAUGGAGAAACAAUUACUGCCAGCAAAAUAACUACUACAGGAGAAACAAUUACUGCCAGCAAAGUAACUAAUACAGGAGAAACACCUUUAAUAAGAGAAACAACUACAGCAGGAGAAAAAACAAAUGCAGGAGAAACAGCUACAGUAGGAGAAACAACCACAGUAAAAGAAACAACAACUGCAGGAAAAACAACUAAAGUAGAAGAAUUAACUACUGCAGUCAAAACAACUACUGCAGGUGAAACAACAACUACAGAAGAAACAAUUACUGCCAGCAAAAUCACUACUAUAGGAGAAAAUCCUACAGUAGGAGAAACAACUACCGCAGGAGAAAAAACAAAUGCAGGAGAAACAGCUACAGUAGGAGAAACAACCACAGUAGAAGGAAAAACAAUUGCAGGUAAAAAAACUGAAGCAGGAGAAACAACUACUGUAGGAGAAACAACUAAAGUAGUAGAAACAACUAAUGGUAAAGAAACAACUCUAACAAAAGAAGCAGCUACAGUAGAAGAAACAAAUAAAAGAAACAACCAUGGUAGAAAAAACAACUACAGUAGGGAAACAACUUCUGUAGGAGGAACAGCCACAUUAGAACAAACAACAACUGCAGGAAACACAGCUGUUGCUGGUGAAAAAACUAAUGCAGGAGAAACAACUAAUGCAGUAGAAACAGCUAUUACGGGAGAAACAACUACUGUAGGAGAAACAACUAGAGUAGGAGAAACAACUACAUUAAAUGAAACAAUUACUGCAGGAGAAACAACUUCAGUUGGAGAAACAUCUAUAAUAGGAGAAACCACAAUGGUAGAAGAAACAAAUACUUCAGGAGAAACAAGUACAGUAGUAGAAACAACUACAUUAGGAGAAGCAACUACUGUAGGAGAAACCACUAAAGUAGGAGAAACAACUACAAAAGAAGAAUCAACAACAUUAGGAGAAACAACAACUUCAGAAGAAAUUACAGGUAAAAGAGAAACAACAACAGCAGGAAAACCCACUAAAGCAGGAGAAACAACUACAGUAGGAAAAACAACUGCUAAAGAAGAAACAACUACUGCAGGAGAAAAAACUAAUCCAGGAGAAACAACUACAGUAGGAGAAACAACAUUUGCUGGAGAAACAACAACGGCUGGAGAAACAACAACAGUAGGAGAAACAACUGCACCAGGAGAAACUACUUCUAUUGGAGAAACAACUACAGUAGAAGAAACAACAAAUGCAGGAGAAACAACUACAGAAGCAAAAACAAAUACUGCCGGAGAAACAACUACUGAAGGAGAAACAACAACAGUAGGAGAAAAAACUGCUACAGUAGGAGUAACAACUACUUCAGGAAAAACAACUACUGCAGGAGAAAAGACUUUUUCAGGAGAAACAACUACUACAGUAGUAGAAACCAUUACAAUUGGAAAAACCACUACAGUAAGAGAAUCAACUAUAGAAGGAGGAGAAACUACUACAGUAGGAGAAUCAACUAUAAAAAGAGUAAUAACUACAGGAGAAACAACUACUGCAGGAAAACAAAAACAGAAGGAAAAACAACUGCUACAGUAG
Molecule: messenger RNA, 2082 nt
Organism: Eurytemora carolleeae
Lineage: Eukaryota; Metazoa; Arthropoda; Copepoda; Calanoida; Temoridae
Product: flocculation protein FLO11-like
Exons: 3
Coding region: 1-2082 (693 amino acids)
Source: RefSeq, a predicted model, not a curated record